Gracilinanus agilis (Agile Gracile Mouse Opossum) is the source of this 777-nucleotide messenger RNA. Its product is annotated as anterior gradient protein 3-like. Gene Ontology annotation, molecular function: dystroglycan binding. The transcript has 10 exons. The record is from RefSeq and is a predicted model, not a curated record. The coding region runs from base 1 to 777 and encodes 258 amino acids. NCBI's taxonomy places the organism in Eukaryota, Metazoa, Chordata, Mammalia, Didelphimorphia, Didelphidae. Gene Ontology annotation, cellular component: endoplasmic reticulum.
AUGUGCCCGGGGCGUGGUAAUCCACCAGGAGAUGCUGAAGACACAGGGAGGGCUUCACGAUACUGGCAGGACCAAGGAGAGCCCCUGACAGGAUACCAGGAGGGCUAUUUGAAACCUCUUGGUGAAUCUGCUUUUGUCGCCAUACAGGUGGGACUGCGGGUCACGUGUUCCUUUGUGUCUAUAAAAUCCCACCCUCUGGAAGUGGGCACCUUCAGGAGAAAAACACUUCUUCCAGGAACCUCCGUCUCUUACGCUCAGAGUCACCCUUCUGGUCCUCCAAAAGAAAGGAUGCCUCCGUCAGCUUUGUCCUUCGCUCUCCUACUCCUGGCGGUCUCUUCCAGCAUCACUGAGGCGGUCAAAAGAGCUCCUCAGACCCUUUCCAGAGGAUGGGGCGAUGACAUCACUUGGGUCCAGACCUAUGAAGAGGGGCUCUUCCAAGCUAAGAAGAGUAACAAGCCCCUGAUGGUCAUUCAUCAUUUGGAGGACUGUCAGUACUGUCAAGCCUUAAAGAAAGUCUUUGCCAAAAGUGAUGAAAUCCAGGAAAUGGCUCAAAGUAGCUUUGUCAUGCUCAAUCUCAUGGUAGGUGAAAUCAAUAUGCCAGAUUUAUUUCCAAAGGGAAAUUCCAUCCCUCUUAGUUUUACAGAUCCCUCCUUAACAGUCAGAGCUGACAUCACUGGAAGAUACUCUAAUAGACUCUACACAUAUGAACCCCAAGAUUUGCCAGUGUUAAUAGAAAAUAUGAAGAAAGCCUUACAACUCAUCCAGAAGGAGUUAUAA